Messenger RNA from Syzygium oleosum, 1626 nucleotides. Its product is annotated as putative F-box/LRR-repeat protein At5g02700. Gene Ontology annotation, molecular function: protein binding. NCBI's taxonomy places the organism in Eukaryota, Viridiplantae, Streptophyta, Magnoliopsida, Myrtales, Myrtaceae. The record is from RefSeq and is a predicted model, not a curated record. The coding region runs from base 1 to 1626 and encodes 541 amino acids. The transcript is spliced from 4 exons.
AUGACCUUGGUGGCCUCGCCGAGGUCGUCGACGCUCACACGUGGCCUCAGAGAGUGGCCUAGAGAGGGGAGAGGGGCCGGUGAGGGUUCGCGAGUGAGAGCAGAUCAGUGGAGAGUCUGUGGUAACAAGGAGCAGGCUCGGAGGGCCGCCCUCGCGCCACCGAGGACCAGGACUAUGGCCGAAGAUCGAAGGCGACGGUUUGGAGGAAUAGUGUUUGCAAUGGAUUACAUCAGCCAAUUGUCCGACGACCUAAUCCUUCAUAUCUUCUCUUUUCUUGACCACAAAAGAAUCCAUCAAAACCAGUGUAUUGUCCAAGCAUGGCAUUCCACUUGGACCUCUAAUCCAUAUAUUACUCUCUCUCUACCCGCCGGCAGUAGACGGAAGAACUUCAUUGCUUUCAUGGACAAGGUGCUGUUAUCCUGCACCGCAAUUAACGUAAAAAGAUUCCUCUUUGAUGCUCCUUUCCACGCCUCGAUGCAAUCAAGCAUUGAUAGGUGGCUCCACUUUGCUGUCCGGCACGACCUCGAAGAGGUGUCCAUGACCCUGCAUAGCUGGCGCUUCGACAUUUAUGCGUUGCCGCAGUUCUUGUUUCUCUGCACUACACUAGCAAGUUUUCAUGUGUCCCGUUGCUGUUUUUCCAUGAUUGGUGCUGUGAACUGCUCUUCGCUGAAGAGAUUGCACAUUGAACAUGCGGAGUUGAGGGAAGAUGUGAUGAUGAGAGUUUUGAGUGGCAGUCCUGUUCUAGAGUUCCUUGAGUUGAAAUGUUGCUGGGGCUUCAUGCACAUCAUGAUUGAAUCAAGAGGUUUGAGAGAAUUGGUGAUUGAUUCUCAUGAAUUUCGUCGAGUUCACAAUCAGAUAUUGAGAAUUUCAGCUCCUCAUCUUCUCAAAUUGCACCAAUUGGGCGAUUUUUGGGGGGGAGAGUUCGAACUAGACGGAGUAUCUUCCUUAGUUGAGGCCGAGUUAAAUUUCAACGUGGAAAUUUUCACAAUCAAUCAUUUCAAGGCUCAUGGCGAUCUUGUCAAGGGGCUUCUCCAGAGACUGCAUCACGUCACGAAAUUGGUGAUGGGGAGCCUGCACCUUCAGGUGCUGUCGUUAAUGGAGGCGAAAGAAGUGUUUCUUCCAUCCUUAGAAUGUCGGCAUUUGAAGUUCCUCGUCGCAGCAGACCAUGAGGGAGUUCCCGGUAUAGCAAAAAUACUCGAAAGUUCGCCGCACUUGGAGAAGUUGUUCUUACAAAUGACUUGUACACCUAGUGCUGUGACACGGUUCAUUGUGGAGAAUGUAGCCCGUCGAGACUUUGAUGCAGAAGAAUUUCGGAAUUCUGCAAAGUGGAGGAUCAACCUGUGCCCGACGCAUCUCAAGCAUGUUGAGAUUGUUGAUCCCAGUGCCGAUUUGAUGGCGUGGGAACCUGUUCUUUCAAUGCUCAAAUUUCUCCUCCAGAAUGCACCCUGUCUGGACGAAAUACUGAUCAACAGUGCCAAUUCCAAGUCGUCCAAGGUGAUUGAUCCAUGGGGUCUGCUUGAAGUGGCCCAGACAAUUCUAUCGCACCCAAAGUGUUCUCCGACCGUGAAGGUCAUUCUUAAGUAUCCUUCCCAAGGAUGUCCUUCUAAACGUGCAGGUAAAUCCUGA